CAUUUAUUUCUAAAUGCAUUUCAAACACAUCUGAUCCCAACGUCCUAUUGCUAUCACUAAUGGCUAUAUUGUUGUGGUAUUCACUCAUCGGUUUGUGUCUUGUAUUCACAUUCACUGAAUGCGAGGCCAACAAUUGUCUGGUGAGCCGAUCCAACGCCCAGACCAGAGACCAGAACUCAGACGCCUUUAUCCCGGAGUGCACUCGCGAUGGACUCUUUGCGUCGGUUCAGUGUCACCGGAGUUCAGGUUACUGUUGGUGUGUCGAUGUGAUGACCGGUCGACCCAAGAGUCACACCACUACACGAAACGUAUCUCCAAAUUGCAGCCGUCGCUCGACAUCACGCGAACAGAACCCCAACCGACGCAAAGACAAGAGGCUCUGCAUUAGCUCUCAAAGAGUCUUAUUUAACACUCAAUUGUUGGGCGUCUUUGUGUCGGAGAAUACCCGCAAAACUGGACACCAAAACGAGUCGUCCAUAUCGGCGUCCAUUGAAUCCAAGUUUAAUGAAUUGGAUCUGAAUUUAGACCAAAGGAUCACAAGACAAGAGACCAAAGAUUUGAUCCAAUUAAUCAAAAAACUGUUUCCUCUGUUCCGUGUCUGCGCUCAACAGAUGUUCACGUUUUGCGACCAAAACAACGACUCGUUUGUCACGAAAUCCGAGUUCAAAGAGUGUCUCAAUUUUGACUUCAGUUUCCGCGCCUUUCUGUAA
Molecule: messenger RNA, 710 nt
Organism: Oppiella nova
Lineage: Eukaryota; Metazoa; Arthropoda; Arachnida; Sarcoptiformes; Oppiidae
Source: the annotation of a GenBank genome assembly